Molecule: messenger RNA, 8876 nt
Organism: Chiloscyllium plagiosum (whitespotted bambooshark)
Lineage: Eukaryota; Metazoa; Chordata; Chondrichthyes; Orectolobiformes; Hemiscylliidae
Source: RefSeq, a predicted model, not a curated record
AUUGAUCGUAUUCUGUACCUAUUAGAUUAUAUUGAAGGAAAGAGAAGAAAGGAAACAGCGACGCUUGCUAGAGGAAAAGGGAUUGAUCCCAUCAGGUUGCAAUGUAUUGGCUCAAGAGGAUCAAGCAGUUAUUUCGGAUCAGAAUGAGAACCUGGACACACAAAACAGAGCAGCUGAAUUAAAUGAUUCAACAGAUUUGGCUGAUUCUGCUCCAUCUUCAUGCAAUCAAAAUCUAGAAUCCCCUUCUGAAACACCAAAGUAUCCUGAAGGAACUUUGACGGAAAGCAUUUUGAUGAAUUCCAGACGUCCGAAGAUACACAGCAGACGGUUUAGAGAAUAUUGCAGCCAAGUGCUUAGUAAAGAAGUUGAUAACUAUGUGUCUGACCUGCUGAAAGAACUUGUCCGUUUCCAAGAUCGUUUGUACCAGAAGGAUCCAGUUAAAGCUAAGAAAAAACGUAGGAUUGUAAUGGGGCUGAGAGAAGUGUUAAAACAUCUAAAGCUGAAAAAGCUUAAAUGUGUUAUCAUUUCUCCAAACUGUGAGAGAAUACAAUCCAAAGGUGGCUUAGAUGAGACGUUGCACACGAUAAUUGAAGUUGCCCGUGAACAAGAAAUUCCAUUUGUCUUUGCUCUCAAUCGUAAAGCUCUAGGGCGCUGCGUAAACAAAGCAGUUCCUGUUAGUGUGGUUGGAAUCUUCAGCUAUGAUGGUGCUGAGAAUCAAUUUCAUCAAAUGGUUGAACUCACUGAAGAAGCAAGGAAAGCAUAUCAGGAAAUGCUUAAUGCCCUAGAGCAAGAACUUAGAGCAAUUGAAGGGUGUUCAGAAGAGCCAUUGUGUAAUCUGAUAGAGGAAAGCACAACUUCGUUGGAUAACAUGACCUCUCAGUCCUUUUUGGAGGCUGGUGAACCAGAAUAUGUUACUACGUGGAGAAACUUGCUCAAGAGACAGUCUAACUCCAACCUAUCCAACACUGAAAAUGCAGGAACUUCAGAGACUCUACAUUGUGAAUCAGAAGAAGAAUCUGGUGAUUCAGUACAGAAUUUUCCAAAAACCAUUCUUGAUUUUGAGUGUCAAGCAGCAAUAAGAUGAAUGAAUGUGAAUUUUCAUUGCACUAAAAUGCUUCUGCAGCUAUCUCUCCACUAUUUUGUGCAGAAAAUAGUGAUUAAAAUUUAGAGCAAGUGAAAAGCCCUUCCAUAGAUGAAUGUUCCCUUCUUUGGAAAAAAUGCAAUGUGCAAAAUUCUAUCAACCAAGUGAAAUUAAUCCAAUUAACAUCUAAUUGUUUAGUUAACAUUCUUCAGCCAAUGAUAAACAUCAGUUAACAUUAAAUAGAUUGAAGAAAUCAAGUUAAGAAUGAUAGAUAGCCAAAAGCUAAAUUAUUCCUCAGUUUACCCUAUUCCUGAGCUUGAAAUUUACAAUAGCUUGCACCAGUCCCACUUCAGUUUAAAAACUCCUGCAAUUAGGCAGCUUUUGUACAGUGCAGUUUUCCAUUUUCUUGAAAUUCACAAUUUUCUACUAGAUUCCAUUUAAGAAGGCUGGUUUGAUCUGAGACAGAACAGCAACAGUGUGUCGUGCAGGAAAGUAUGAUGGCAAGUAGAUAUCAACUAAUUACCCCUUUCCCAAGUGCUCUUGUGGAGAUUUUCAAGGGAUAUUUUUUGGUUUUCUGGGCUCCAUUUUCAUUCUCUCCAUCUCAUUUAUUUAGUGAUCCAGUCUUGUGAACAAAUCAGCAACAAGCAGUUGAGAGAAAAAGCCUGUGAAUGGUGAAGCAGCUCCUCAAAUUCACAUAAGGGGCAACUUUUCUCCAAAUUGUCAUCCCUUAUGCUUUAAUUUUCUUGGGCAUUUUGGGGACGAAUUUUCCCAAUGCAUUUUGAGUGCUCAGUCCUAGCUACCAUUAUUACAGAAUUGCUGUGAAAAUAAUAUAAUAUAUAUUAAACUAUAUAUUCACACCCAUUACAAAGCUAUAUCAUAACAAUCCAUCUUUUUGUUGUUGAGAGUUACUUCACAACUUGAAGUGAACCAGUGGAGAAGCACUGAGGCACACAAUGCUACUUUGGCAGAUUAUAACAAGUAUUCUUUCAGGACAUGACAUUCAAAGCCUCUUUGUCAUUCAAAGUCAGAGUAGCUUAUCCAAUGUCCUUGUGAUGCAUCUCGUUAUAAUACUACACGCUGUUUGGAUAUUUUCUACUAAUACUGAAUAGUUUACCAAAAUCUAAGUAGAUAUUUUAAUUUUAUAAAAGUUCAAAUUACAUACCUUGAAUUUAACUAUAUAAUUACAUCAGUUAAUUUGUUCAGAUUUAUUUGAAUAUGUACACUAUAGAAUUUGCUAAUGGUAUUAAUCUGUAUGGAGGAUAAGUGCAUGACAAAACCUUCACCCCUGUCUCUGAAUAACUUGAACAGCAAAAGCUGUAGCACAAUCUUUGCAAAAAUCCAUUGUUCAGUAAAUUAAAAUACAGCAAACAGUUUAGUAACCAGCACCUAUGGGUUGAGGUGUACACUGGUUGUUGGCAAGUUAAUCAAGUAUUCCAGAUAAUCAAGACGUCCACAUAAUCCAUAUAAAAAUACACACUAAGUAACAAAAAAUAUAACACACUUCACAGUUAUACUUUAUUUACACCAUAAAUAACAAAUAAUAAUGCAACUCUGCCUUAAAUAAAACUUACUGGCUGAGAGCCUUCUCAUUUGGACCCUUAGCUGACUACUUGUACAUCAUGAUAGAUCGUGGUAUUUAUGGAGAAAUUGACUCAGAAUUGUUGAUAUUUUGUGUCACCAUUAAAAAGUAUAUUUAAAUACAUUAAAAAACAAUAAUUGGACAGAAUAAUGCAGUAAACUUUGUGAUAUUUGAGGUAUAUAGUUUUUGCUGGUCAUCAAGAAUGCUAGUUCAUAAGGUGUCAGUUAAAACAAAGUUUGCUGUAUUCCAUUUAUCCCUUGUGAUAUCAAAAACAGUGUUCAGUCCACAUGACUAACUUUUUGUUUAUGUCCUGAAUAAACUUCACUUAACGCUAAUUAAUUCCAAACCCUAUUAUGCUUAGUUAGAACAUGACUAAUUCCCUUGGUAAAGAUUUGCUUCAGUUGUGAUUUUAGGAAACCUUUAAGCUACAAGACUUUCUAAUUGAUAAGUAAAAACUGCAGAAAUAUGAAUUUGCCCUCACAUAUAGGGUAUUUAGAAAAUUCUUAUGCAAAUUUAAACUUUAAUAACUUUGGACAUAUGCAGGGUUGGAGUAAAAUAGCAGAUAGCUCAUGAAAGCAUAAUUGAUAAAAGUUUGAAUAACAUGCAAAUUCUGAGACUUCAACCUAACCAUCAUCUUUUGUGAUGCAUUGUUUAAUAUUCCAAAUUUGCCUUCUUUCUUCUGCUGUUGCUAUUUCAAACUGUUUUAGCAGCUUUAUUGUGGUUGUUAAAACACGUUAAGACAGCUUUCAUGUCAUUUAAAGCUUGCUUCUAUCAGUUAUACAUCUGAAGCUUUAAGUUUGUAUAAAAAUAAACACUGAAUUGCAAAGCAGUUUUGCUUUGGUUAGCUCUGCAGAAUUGCAGAAAACAGAACUAGCUUCAAAAGUUGCUAAUUUUGUUUUUAACUUUCAAAACAUACAGCUGCAAAAUCAGCUUGAAAACAUAAUGCAUCAAAAGUCGAUUGAAACGCGCACGUUUUUAAUUGCUGAAGAAUGAUAAGAACACAUAUGAUGUUUCAAUAAUUGUACAUUGGCUGCACUCUUUACUCUGCAUACCCAACCCAUGACAAGAGACUAUGCAACUUGUUAUCUGCCAUUUAAAUUGGAAAACAGCAGGGACAUUUUAUUUUCCAAAGUGAGUAGCAAACAGGAAGUUAAACUUUUUUUAUUAAUUCAAUUUUCUUUGCCCAUCUUCCAUACCAUCAUGUCCCUAAGGACCUACAUUUAGGCAACAUUCAAUCUAACUUUAUUCAAAGUUUUGACAAUUCAUGAACACUUGCCUCUCACUUCAUGUUUGCAGAAUGCUGUUACUAUUUUUGGAAACCAUCCAAAUUCCAACUUUCAACAAAGUACAGCAUGUAACAUGAGUCCCAUGGUAAUAGGAUAUUAUAGAUUUAACGUACACCUGCUGCAAAAAAUACAUUUGACAGAUUAUGAGAGAGAUGAUAUGUGCAAUUUAUAAAAUUUCAAGCUUAUUCCCAUCUGCUGGAGCAAGCUAGUCCAAAUAAAAUCUGAGGCUGAUAUAAGGCAUGAUCAACAUCAACCAGUGAUGAAUGUCUUCAUAAGUGAGAAUGCCAAGUGGCUGCUAUUUACAACUGUCUUGAAAACACCUUACACUUAUAACACUGAUUUGUUUCUUUGAUUUGAAAGCUCUUUUCAUCUCAACUAUAGUUUAAAUUUGAUUUGCUUUGUAUGGGAGUCAAAAUAUUAAACUAUUCUACGUACUGUACAUUGAAACAAGAUAAAUUUUAUAGUCACUAGUAACAAACCAAAUAUGUCUAAUGGUCAGAAUUUAUUAAUUCGUAUGUAACAACAGAUACAAUGACAUAUUCAGGGUAAUCUAGGACAGGUCCAAUGGAGUUAGGUGAGUUGUAAAAAUAAAAGAUAUGAAAUAGAAAUAGAAAGUGCUGGAGAAAUUAUGUAAGUAUGGGAGAUUUCAACUCAGUGUUAACUUUGUUUGUCUCUCUCUGCAGAUGCUACCUGAUCUGCUCAGUUUCUCCAGAACUUUGUUUUUAUUUCAUUUCUCCAGCAUCUAUGGGAAUUGUUUGAAGAUAAGGAAUGCAAACUUGAUUCAUUACUUGAUUGAUCUCAAUGAAUCAUUCUUACAUUUGUCACUGGUAAUGAUAUUUAAAAUAGUAAUUUCAGUGAACUCUGAAUCUGGAACAACUCUCAAUUUUUCUCAAUUAUUGUAAAAAUUUUCUAUGAGAAGUCUGUUCAGUUUCCAGGUUAGUGUGGGGUAUGUGGUGUUGUUAAACAUUGAUUUAUUUGAAGACAUAAUGAUCUGGUUUGUCCAAGGGUUGUUUCAUCAUUAAGGUGCUGUCUUUUCUCUUUAGCUGACAAGCUAUUUCAUUUUGUACGGAGGACUCUUAAUUUGUAUGCUGUACGGACGUUGAAUUGUGGUAGUUUAUCCAAGCACAUUUUGUUGUGAUCGAGUAAUAUACUAGAUCACCUUUGUGCCAAAAAAUAUCUCAGCAAGGUUGGAAUGUCUGGUUGAACCAGCUGCUCAGAAUAACACUUUCCAGAGAUGAGGCAAUUGCCAGACCUAGCAACUAAUAAUGGGUGGAGAUUUCACUCUAAACAGGCUGCCAUGAUGGCUUCGGACAAAACCUGGCCAAAUUUCUGCUCCUCCUCUGUAUUUCAAGUAGACAAACACUGGGAAUGAAUCUCAGAUUUCACAUACUGAGCACGUUCAGGCCCUAUGUUUUGUGUCUGAGCAAUAACAACUAUUGUGUCCAGUUUAGUGCUAAUCUGUGCUGAGUUAGCUAAUAUAAUAUCCAAAGGUAUUAACAUCCAUUGGUUAGGUAGGGGAAAGAUCAACAAAAGUUUCUGCUGCUGCUGCUUAAUUCUUUCACAGGAUGUGGGAAUUGUCAGUUAUGCCCGUACUUCUUGCCAUUGCUAAUUGCCCUUGAAUUGAGUGGCUUUCAGAGUCAUUUCAGAAAACAGGUAAAAGUCAACCACAUUGGUAUGUGAGUAUGGAGUCACACAACAACAGACUUCCUUCCGCAAAAGAUGUCGGUGAACCAGAUGAGUCGUUAGAAAAAUUGGAAUGAUUUCAUAGUCACCACUAUUAUGGCUAGCUUUGUUAUUGGAAUUUAAAUUGUAAUAGUUGCCUGGUAGGAUUUGGACCCAUGUUCCCACAAACAGCCUGGACCUCUGGAAUACCAGUCCAAGAACAUUAUCAAAAUGCCGUCACCUUGCCCUUAUUUGGUGACCCUAACCAGAUGUGGAAGGGUGUAGAUAGUAAAUAAACCAGAAGUGGGCAAGGUGCUAUUCGUCUCAAUUGUAUAGUCUGCCUAUGCUCAACAUCAUGUAAAUAAUUGCCAAUUAAUGAGUUACUGGAGGUCAUUCAUCUGUAAAAUGGUGAGGGACUCCAAACCUUCAGUCGAGGUGAGGAAGAGUUAGGAAAAAACGUAAAAAACAAAAACAAAUUGAAAUCGUACAAAUCCUACUUUCCUUACUUUCAAUAAGGAAUAAACAUGUUCACACCUUUGUUUUUAAGCUAACAGUCUGAUAAGCAUGUUGUUUUCGUGUUUGAGUUUCCAGCAAGUUUUGCAUUUUCCAAAAACUUGUGAUAGGCUAACUAUUCAUGAAAACACUGGUUAACUGUCACUCUGAUGUAUUUACUACAAUUUAAUGUAGGCCCAGAAUUUCAAAUCAGGCUCAGAAAUCCUAUUGCUGACCAUGAUCGUGCAAAAAAAAACUUACCUUUAGAGGAGCACUCCAUGUGAAUUUCUGGGGUCAAAUGCUGUCUAGAGACUGGACAAAGGUACAAUGCAACCAACAGCAGAGUAGAUCAGUAUUGCCAUUACACCCACCCAUUUUUCAAUACCAGCUGCAGUAUUAUUAGAUUUUAAUCCUGAAGCAAUUUGACAGCAGCUGAGAGAAAGUAAAUGAGGUAAGUGAAGAUGUAAGGUGGCAUGUGGAUGAGGGGUGCAAGUAGUAGAAGGGUCCUUGGGUGCUUGUGUGGAGGUAAUAGGAUGAUAAGUAAGUGUAUGCAUGCUUAGUAUUGGUUGGAUAGGGGGAAGAGAGUUGUUUUAGGCUGGUUUAAUCAAUAGGUUAUGGGGGAUGGGAGCGGGUCUUUGGGUCCAAUGUCAAUAUGCACGAGGGGUAAGAUGUCAGGUGUCAUGGGGUUUCCAGGUGGGAGGAGUGCACAGGGUUGAGAUUGUUGGUUGGGUAAAGUUAAUAAUUACUCAAGUUACAGUAGGCUUUAAUCCAAAUUUUUCCUAGGUAACAAUCGAGUUAACGUAGUUGGAAUCCUUUGAAGUCUCCACCUCUGACUCGGAGCUGUUGACUUUAUCUAGAGACUUCUGAACACCAGUUAAUUACCCAUUGAAAGUUUUGACUUCUAGGGCAAUUCCCAGCUACUUGGGAAUUACUCAUAGGCCUGCCUGCAACUUUUGUUUACUGAUACAGAAGAGUUGGCUCACAGUAUUUAAUAAUUAUUUAGUUUUUUAAUAGUUGAUAGAUAUUUUGACAACAUAAAUAAAGCUUGUAAAGCUGGCUCAAUUGCGCUGAGGGUGGAUUCACGAAAUGACAAUUUACAAAAAGUAUCAAAUACUCCUGUGGGCAGUUCAGUCUGCUUUAUGGGAAGCAAAUGCUAAUUUAUUUUUCUUUCUAUAGAAACAUCACACCAAAUAAUGUGUUUUUUUUUCAUUCUUCUUGUUUAUUACUGUUCCCUUUUCCUUCUUUUCCUGUAAUCUGCAAUGAAGUACCUGGUAAAGAGGAUGAGCUAGUUAUGGAAUAGCAAAAGCAAUCCAAGACAGGUUUCAGCAUGCUGCUGGUGCCUAAAUAUUUUUUAAAAACUGGUUCAGGAUUGUGACUGGGGUUUGGGCAUCUUCCAAGUUUGUGAUAUGGAUGUCCACUUACGAAAAAAUUCCUUUCUGCGAACAAUAUUAUGUAAGUGCACCAGCUGUUUCAAAAAGGUGGAACUGUAAUUAAUGUUUGAUUUUUGUUCUAAAAAGUAAACCGUAAAGUUAUCUGUAAAAAUCAAUUUUUGUUUAGCAAUAUUAUGGAAGGCACCAUUAUUCUUGCUCUUUUUUUUAAACAAAGCUGUAAUGCAACUUGAGGUAAUUGAUGAUAUAAGGAACUGCCUGCUGAUCUAUAACUCCAUUUACUUGAUUUACAAAGGCAAUAAACACUGUCUCGAUUUUGCAAAACUGUGAAUUUUACUUUAAGGAUAGGUUUUAUUAUAAGUAAAUUAAUGUAGAAUGUAUUCCGAACUGCCUUUUUCAUAAGAUGGAUAGUUGUUGAAACACUUCCUUUCAAAAUCUCAUUUAGUUGUAAUAAUUCAAGAAGUUCAAUGUAAAUGAAAGUAACAUUUAUAGGUUAAAAAUUAACUAUUAAAUAUGAUUCAGAUUUGCUGCUUUUGGUUAUUUUCCAUAAGUAAAUUUGUUGACUCAAUAUAUGUAGGCUCCUUUAAAGAUGAUUAAACGUUUGAUUCUGAAACUCAGCGUUCUAAUGAUGUCUACUCUGCACACUAUAAAAAUGGAUCUAUUACAAAACAGAACCCAUCUCAUCUGCUUGUUGAUGUUGUCUUUCAGAUUGCUUUAAAUACAAAGUGACAUAAUAAUUUAAAUAUCAGUUCACAUGAUAAAAUUUUCUGUGAAUAUUUUGGGCAGGUAGGAUGGUAGGAAACAGAGGGGUAAUAGUGAAAAGAUGCCUGUUGGACUGGAGGCCUAUGAAAAAAGUGAGGACUGCAGAUGCUAGAGAGUCAAGAGUUGAAAAGAGUGGCCCUGGAAAGGCAAAGCAGCUCAGGCAGUAUCCGAGGAACAGGAGAGUUGAUGUUUUGGGCAUGAGCUCUUCAUCAGGCAUGGACUAGAGGUGAGCCUUGGGUGGGUGGUGGGCCCAUUGCUGUUUGUUAUCUAUAUCAGUGAUUUGGAUGAGAAUGUACAAGGCUUGAUUAGUAAGUUUGCAGAUGACACUAAAAUAAGAGGUAUCGUGGACAGUGAGGAAGUUUCUCAGAAAUUGUCGCAGGACCUUGAUCAGGGGAAGUGGGCCGAGAAAUGGCAAUGGAGUUUAAUAUAGAUAAGUGGGAGGUCUUGCAUUUUGGAAAGUCAAAUCAUGGUGAAUGGUAGGGCCUUAAGGAAUGUAGUUGAACAGAGGGACCUUGGAGUUCAGGUGAAUUGUUCUCUGAAAGCGUAGGCACAGGUACACAGGGCAGUGAAGGCGGCUUUUGGUACACUGGCCUUCAUCAGUCUGUGCAUUGAGUAUAGAAGUUGGA